Messenger RNA from Phragmites australis (common reed), 2526 nucleotides. RefSeq names its product ABC transporter G family member 1-like. The record is from RefSeq and is a predicted model, not a curated record. The transcript has a single exon. Lineage: Eukaryota; Viridiplantae; Streptophyta; Magnoliopsida; Poales; Poaceae. Gene Ontology annotation, molecular function: ATP hydrolysis activity; ABC-type transporter activity; ATP binding. The coding region runs from base 208 to 2268 and encodes 686 amino acids. Gene Ontology annotation, cellular component: membrane.
GUUACUAGAAAAUAUCAAGAAGGAAGAAACAACGAGGCAAGAAGAAAAACCGUGGACGAUCGGUCGUCGCCGGUGUCCUACUCCGACUGGUACCGAAGUAGGAAUCGGAGCUCGCAGUGUCCCCGCCGCGUCCUUCUAUAAGUAAACACGCCCUCCUCCCCACAACGACACGCCAAACCAAGCCUCUCGCCCCAAGUGACGCAACACAUGGCGACCUCCGGCCACGCCGCGGUCGACAUCGACGCCGCCGACGAGGCCACGCAGCCGCUCGCGCCUGUCCCGUACGUGCUCAACUUCACCGAUCUCUCGUACAGCGUCAAGAAGGGCGGUGGCCUGGGCUGCCUGUCGUCGCGGCCCAGCAACCGCCUGACGUCCGCGGACGCGCCGCCGUUCGAGUCCGGGAACACCAAGACGCUGCUCGACGGCAUCUCCGGCGAGGCGCGCGAGGGGGAGCUGUUCGCCGUCAUGGGCGCCAGCGGGUCGGGCAAGUCGACGCUGGUGGACGCGCUGGCGGGGCGGAUCGCGAGGGAGAGCCUCCGCGGGAGCGUCACGCUCAACGGGGAGCCGCUCCACGGGCGCCGGCUCCGCGCCAUCUCCGCCUACGUCAUGCAGGACGACCUGCUGUACCCGAUGCUCACCGUGCGCGAGACGUUGCUCUUCGCCGCCGAGUUCCGCCUCCCGCGCGCGCUCUCCCCCGACAAGAAGCGCGCGCGUGUGGACGCGCUCAUCGACCAGCUCGGCCUCUCCCGCGCCGCGGACACCAUCAUCGGCGACGAGGGCCACCGCGGGGUGUCCGGAGGCGAGCGCCGUCGCGUGUCGAUCGGGACGGACAUCAUCCAUGACCCGAUCUUGCUGUUCUUGGACGAGCCCACCUCCGGGCUGGACUCGGCGAGCGCCUUCAUGGUGGUGCAGGUGCUCCGCCGGAUCGCGCAGAGUGGCAGCGUCGUCAUCAUGACCAUCCACCAGCCCAGCGCGCGCAUCCUCGGCAUCCUCGACCGCCUCCUGCUCCUCUCGCGCGGCUGCACAGUCUACGCCGGUACGCCCGCCGGCCUCAAGCCCUUCUUCGCCGAGUUCGGCGCGCCCAUCCCUGACAACGAGAACCCCGCCGAGUUCGCGCUCGACACCAUCCGCGAGUUCGAGCGCCAGCAAGACGGCGCCGCCGCGCUCGCCGACUUCAACACGAAGUGGCAGCAGGCCUCAGCCGACAUGGACAACAAGCUCAUGUCGACGAUGCCCCUGGAGCACGCCAUCGCGGAGAGCGUGUCCAGGGGGAAGCUGGUUGCCGGGAGCGGGUCGGGGGGCGCGGUGAACGGCUCAGUACCGACGUUCGCGAACCCGCCGUGUACGGAGGUGUGGGUGCUGAUAAAGCGGUCUUUCACCAACACGGGGCGCAUGCCGGAGCUCUUCGUGAUGCGCCUCGGCACGAUCAUGGUGACGGGGUUCAUCCUGGCGACCAUAUUCUGGCGCCUCGACGACACGCCCAAGGGCGUCCAGGAGCGGCUGGGCUUCUUCGCCAUGGGAAUGUCCACCAUGUUCUACGUGUGCGCCGACGCGCUGCCGGUGUUCGUGCAGGAGCGCCACAUCUACCUGCGCGAGACGGCGCACAACGCCUACCGCCGCAUCUCCUACGUGCUCGCCAACGCCGUCGUCGCGUUCCCGCCGCUCGUGCUCCUGUCGCUCGCCUUCGUGGCCACCACCUUCUGGGCGGUGGGACUCGCCGGCGGCGGCGCCUCGUUCCUCUUCUUCGUGCUCAUCGUGCUGGCAUCCUUCUGGGCCGGCAGCGGCUUCGUCACCUUCCUCUCCGCCGUGGUGCCGCACGUCAUGCUGGGCUACACGGUGGUCGUCGCCAUCUUAGCGUACUUCCUCCUGUUCUCCGGCUUCUUCAUCAACCGCGACCGCAUCCCUCACUACUGGAUUUGGUUCCAUUACCUAUCCCUGGUCAAGUAUCCCUACCAGGCUGUGCUUCAGAACGAAUUCAGGGAUGCGUCGCGCUGCUUCUCUCGCGGAGUGGAGAUGUUCGACGGGACGCCCGUAGGCCGGAUGCCGGAGGCCGUCAAGGUGAAGGUGCUCAACGCCAUCAGCGCCACGCUGGGCAACAAUAUAACGGCCAACACCUGCGUCACCACCGGCGCCGACGUGCUGGCUCAGCAGGCUGUCACAGAUAUUGGAAAAUGGAAGUGCCUGCUCGUGACCGUAGCUUGGGGCUUCUUCUUCAGGGCCCUGUUCUACAUCGUCUUGCUCGUCGGCAACAAAAACAAGAGAACAUAGAUGGCACGCUGCCCAUCCUGGACAUGUUUAAGCUUACGUAUGAACUGGUUGUUGUAAAAAAAAAAAACUAUAAGUUUUGCGACUGUUUGUUUCAGCUGAGGGUUGUGAAAAGCAGCUUGUAGAUUGCGCAUUGUAAAAAGUUGUAUUGUACAAUACAACAUGCUUAUUUCGGCGUGAUGCUUAAUAACCAUGUUCGGUUGAGAACAUCCGUGUAAUACUUUAAACAGUAUUUUUCUUUUGGCAUGAUUUCUUCACUUC